Sporothrix schenckii 1099-18 is the source of this 1767-nucleotide messenger RNA. RefSeq lists its product as uncharacterized. The transcript has a single exon. Lineage: Eukaryota; Fungi; Ascomycota; Sordariomycetes; Ophiostomatales; Ophiostomataceae. Gene Ontology annotation, biological process: transmembrane transport. The coding region runs from base 1 to 1767 and encodes 588 amino acids. Gene Ontology annotation, molecular function: transmembrane transporter activity. The record is from RefSeq and is a predicted model, not a curated record.
AUGAGCUGUUCCGAACCAUCUAGAGAUGCAGCCACAAACCACGAUGUAGCGGCCGGUCAGCUCGACGUCGGCCCACCGCUUCUUGGCACGGUGACCGCGUCCUCUGCAGCCUAUCCGAGCAGCCAUGUCGACGACAGCAAUGCCGCCAACCCCAAUGACCCCGAGCAGCUCAGCCGAGUGGUCAGCGGGCCACCCUAUAGCGUCUUCACUCCCGGCAUGAAGCGCUACAUCAUCAUCAUGGUCACCUUUACGAGCUUCAUCUCGCCCAUGACUGCCAACAUUUAUUUUCCCGCUCUGGUGCCAAUAGCCGUGGACCUCGACGUCUCCAUUGGCCUCAUCAACCUGACCGUCACCACAUUCAUGAUCUUCCAAGGCAUUGCACCAACACUUGUCGGCGACUUCGGCGACAUGGCAGGACGACGGCCGGCUUUUGUCAUUGCCUUGGCCAUCUACCUCGUUGUCAACAUCGGCCUCGCGCUGCAAAAGAAUUUUGCCGCCCUUUUGGUCUUGCGCAUGCUCCAGAGUGCCGGCAGCAGCGGCACCCUAGCAUUGGGCUUCGCCGUGGUGGCCGAUGUCGCCGUGAGCGCCGAGCGGGGCAAGUACAUGGGCAUUGUGGGUGCCGGCAUCAACGUCGGACCGGCACUGAGCCCCGUGCUUGGCGGUAUCUUGGCGCAGUACCUGGGCUGGCGGUCCAUCUUUUGGUUUUGCUGCAUUGUGACUGCGUGUUUGUUGAUUCCUUAUAUACUGUUGGUGCCGGAAACGGCCCGCAACGUCGUGGGCAACGGCUCCAUCCCGCCGCGCUGGAUCAACAUGACACUGCUCGACUUUAUCCGCCAAAGACGCCACCCUGUGCCGCUGGCCGACCGGCCGCAGCCGCCCAAGACCAAAAUUCGGUUCCCAAAUCCGCUGCGCACGCUCAGUGUGGUGCUCGAAAAGGAUCUGUCCCUGAUCCUCGCCUACACGGCCAUCCUGUAUGUCGUGUUCAUCAUGAUUGUUGCCACGCUAUCGACCAUUUUCACCGACAUCUACCAUCUCAAUGAGCUCCAGAUCGGUCUGUGUUACCUGCCAUAUGGUGUUGGUUGCUGCACGGCAUCGAUCCUGCAGGGCCAUUUGCUCGACUGGAACUACCGCCGCACGGCCCGCAAGAUUGGCUUCACAAUUGACUACCGCCGCGGCGACGACUUGUCCAAGUUUCCCAUUGAACAGGCCCGCCUAUACCCCAUGGCGCCCAUGGUCGCCCUAGGCGUGUGCACGGUCAUCGCCUAUGGCUGGGUGCUCGAGUACCGCCUGCCACUGGCCGUGCCCCUCGUCCUGAUCUUCUUCGUCGGCUUGUUCGUCGUCGGCUCGUUUAGUAUUCUCAGCACGCUUAUUAUGGACCUCUACCCUCAGGCGCCCGCCACGGCCGUGGCCGCGGUCAACCUCGUGCGCUGCCUUUUUGGUGCGGCCGUCAUGGUGUUUAUCGAGUCCAUGAUGGUGCGUUUGGGCCGCGGGUGGAACUUUACCUUUUGGGCGCUGCUGGUUGUCGUGACGUCGCCGACCAUGCUCAUGGUGCUGCGCUGGGGUCCGGGCUGGCGCGAGGCCCGCCGCUUGCGUCUUGCCAAGAAAAGGGCGCAACAUGAAGAGGAGCGUGAAGCGAGAGAGCAGGCGGCCGCCGGACAACGACAAGAAGUGCCCGGUGAGGGAAAUGAGCACGACAACCACGACAACCAUGACGAUCGUGACCCUGGUCAACUCGUUAACCCGGACAGCUCAACGAAAAAUAACUAA